AUGGAGAUGCAGGGAAUGGCACCCGAUGCUCUCGAGACUGCUCUGAGGGAGUACUUUGGUCAUGCGGCCUUCCGCGGCCAGCAGAUGGAGGUGGUCCAGGCGAUCCUGGCGGGCCGAGAUGUCGGGGUCUUCUGGACCACUGGCGCGGGCAAGUCGCUGUGCUACCAGCUUCCCGCGGUUUUGGGCCACACCGUGCUGGUGGUCUCCCCGCUGAUCUCACUGAUGCAGGAUCAGGUCCAUCGCUUCAAUGCGACCGUGGGUGCCCAGGGCUCCUGCAGCCGCCUCCGCGCCGUCUUCCUGGGCUCAGCCCAAUUCGACCCUCGUGCAGAGGCAGCCGCGCUGGCCGGCGAGUUCUGCCUGGUCUAUGUGACGCCUGAGAAGCUGACGUCCUCCAACUUCCUCUCACGGCUGAGGAGUAUGCCGAAGCUGCUGGCAGCAAUUGAUGAGGCCCACUGCAUCUCCGAGUGGGGCCACGACUUCCGACCUGCCUACCGCAGCCUCCGGGCACUGCGUGAAGAGUUGCCCCAGCUACCGCUCAUGGCGCUCACAGCCACCGCAUCCCCCCGCGUCCAGGAGGAUAUCGUGCAGCAGCUCAAGCUUCGACAGGCGCUGCUGUCUCGCAACUCCUUCGACCGCCCCAACCUGCAGAUCCGCUGCAGCCGGAAGACCUCCCGGGCGGCCGACUACCGGAGGAUCGCUCAAGACAUCGCGGCCAUGAAAGGCAGCACCAUCGUGUACGCCAUGACGCAGAGUGAGACUGAAGCACUCGCCGGCUUUCUCCAGAAUAACGGUCUCAAGGUGGCUGCCUACCAUGGCAGCCUGUCCUUAGGGGAGCGUGAGGAGGCGCACGUAUCGUUUCUGAACGGCCAGAUCCCGGUCAUCGUCGCAACCGUGGCGUUUGGAAUGGGCAUCGACAAGCCGGAUGUCAGGCGCAUCAUCCACUAUGGGCCCCCGAAGACGGUGGAGGAGUACUUCCAGCAGAUCGGCCGUGCUGGCCGCGACGGCUUUGAGGCCGUCUGCGAGCUGAUCUCUGCCGAUAGCGACUUCGGGAGCUACAGCUCAGAGUUCUACCUGAAGGGCCUGAGCGAAGAGCAGCGCAAGGUCGUUCAGGGCUCCACGCAGCGGCUGCGUGCCUUCGCUAGCACCAACACCUGCCGCCGGCGAUGGCUCCUGGAGUACUUCGGCGAGGAGCCAGCCUUCCCUUCGGGCAAGUGCGGAACCUGUGACUGGUGCCAGGCCUCUGAUUCAAGCACGGCUUCCGGGGCAGGAUCCUCUCGAGACUUCCGCGCGGCCGUGGCGCCGAUCCUGCGCGCCGUGGCAGCCACGCAGCGCUUCCCGCAGCCGAUCACCCAGAUCCUGGCCAUCCUCACCGGCUCCCGGAAGCCCGGGGCCAUGAGCAUCGCCGCCGCUGUAGCGGCGGCCCAGAAGGAGAUCCAGGAGAUGCGCCAAGCACUGCCCCAAGCAAUGAGGAAGGAGGCUGUCGUCCGGGAGCUGAUCCUCUCCCUUUGCGAGGCAGGGUACCUGGAGCGCUCCACGGUGGCCUCGCAGGCCAAGUUCCGCUCGAGCUUCGAGGUCUACAGCUUGACGGACUCCGGCCAGGCGGCUCUGAAGGCAAAGGCGCCAGUCAUGCUCCCAGUUUCCCUCGCGGUGCAGCAGCUCGAAGAGGAGGAGGAGCGGAAGCUCCGCGCGCGGCGAAAGGAGGUCGCCAGCUUCGGCUUGGAUGCUCAGAACCUGCCCCAGGAGGCCUUGGAAGACAACAGCCCGGUGGUCUGGUACAUACGGAAGCUCCAGCACUGGAAGGACAGUGGCAAGGCUGAGCUGGUGCGGAAGGCCGAGCAGCACGAGGAGCUCCGGCACAAGAUCUUGAAGUGGCGGGACGAAGCAGCCGUGCGCUUGCGGCUGGCGCCCGCCGCAGUCCUCUCGGAGCAUGCCGCCGUGGCCCUUGCCUACGUGCAACCCACCCUGGAGGGUGUGAGGAGCGCAGGCGUGCGCAUCGCCGGUGCCGAGUCCUUGGCGGCCCUGAUCGCCGAAGCCAAGCCUACGGCGGAGGUACAGGGAGAGAUAAAGCAGGUCGCCGCCGAGGGAGCGCAGGAGGUGCAAGGAAUCCCCUCGCCGGUGAGACUCCGGGUUCGGAUGCAGCUUCCUCCCGGCCUGGUAACUCCGCCCACGAAGUGGCCGGGAGCCAUCUACAAGCCUGGCAAAGGCGGCGCAAAGCCUCCCUGGGAGCACUCCUACGAUCGCUUCUGUCAAGGAGAGUCGCUGGAGAGCAUUGCGCUGAGUCCUGCAGCUGGUCGGCCGAUUCAGACCCCCACCGUCCGAUCCCACAUUCUGACGGCUUGGACCCAUGGAAAGCCUGUUGACCUGAAUCGCCUCUUUCAAGAUACCGCCUUGCCCUUGGAGACGGAGUGGCUGCAGAUGGAGGAAGCCGCAGCAACAGUCAAGGCCAACUUCGCUGCCGAGGUCAAGCUGAAAGAGAUCUUAGCCGCUGUGCUUGGAGAUUCUGUGAAUCGUGAUGCAGCCCUGAAGUCUGAUGCGGACAAGGAGCUUGAGCGCCAGUGGUAUGAGCGCCUGAGAGUCUGGGAAGCUUUCCGAAAGGUCGGCUUCUCACCUACAUUUAGUGAGGAACCGGAUGCUAAGAGACAACGACUGUGA
Messenger RNA from Symbiodinium natans, 2652 nucleotides. Lineage: Eukaryota; Dinophyceae; Suessiales; Symbiodiniaceae. The record is from the annotation of a GenBank genome assembly.